GAUAUUUAGAAGAUUUAAGGUCCAAUUUAUUAUCUGCUUUACUGUAACGACGAUUCAAAUUCUUGUCUAAACCCAUUCCAUUUGAUAUGAAAUUACAUUGUCAACAAAAUUAGGUUAUCUUUUUAUUACACACAACGUUCUCUUCUAUUUGGUUACAUUUUACAUUGUACAUAUUACAUACAACGCAAAAUUAAUUAAAACUUAAUAUGUUAACGUUUAAAACAUUAACAAAGUCUUAUCAAGCCAUUACGUCGGGAAGUUUUGCAGCAGCUGGAAGUAUAUUUGGAAAAUUGACAGGACAUGAAUAUUUUGAGGGUAAUAUUUUAUUAAAAUUAAUUUGUUUUAUAUUAAUGUUAAUAUGCAAUGCAUGUGUUUGGACGUUUUUUGUAAAAGCUUUACAAAAUUGUAAAUCUUCGCUAUCAGCAACUUUAAUAAGUACUUCAACAAAUUAUAUUGUUACAGCUUUAUUUGGCUUUUUAAUAUUCGAAGAAGUAACAUCAAUUUUAUGGUGGUUUGGAUCAUCUCUAGUUGUUUUAGGUUUGAUAUUAAUAGUUCAUGAUCAAGAAAAGGUAAAAGCAGGUUAAUCAAAUAUCUUAAAGAACUUUUUAUAUUUUUAUUUAUCCCAUUUUCAUUGAAAACAUUCACAUGUUGGUUACAUUAUAAAUUAAAACCAAAUUUUUAUAUUUAAUAAAAUGUACAUAAAU
This is a messenger RNA of Onthophagus taurus, 704 nucleotides long. The record is from RefSeq and is a predicted model, not a curated record. NCBI's taxonomy places the organism in Eukaryota, Metazoa, Arthropoda, Insecta, Coleoptera, Scarabaeidae.